This is a messenger RNA of Hirsutella rhossiliensis, 921 nucleotides long. RefSeq lists its product as uncharacterized. Lineage: Eukaryota; Fungi; Ascomycota; Sordariomycetes; Hypocreales; Ophiocordycipitaceae. The coding region runs from base 1 to 921 and encodes 306 amino acids. Gene Ontology annotation, biological process: mycotoxin biosynthetic process. The transcript has a single exon. The record is from RefSeq and is a predicted model, not a curated record.
AUGGCACCCCCAAGUCGCGAUGCGAGCCUCGACGCGGAGGCCGGCGAGGCUCUGCUCGAGAAGCACUCGUCACUGUCAGACUCGGAAUCGUCUCAAUUUCCCCUUUGCCCGUCUUGUGCCCGCAGACAGGCGCGCCAGCCGUCCGUCUUCCGGAAAAAGGGCCUCUGGGUCACGUACCUCAACCUCGUCCUCUUCCUCACCAGCAUUCUUCUCCUCAUCGGCGCCCGCCGCAGCCUCCGCCCGCCGCCGCCCUCGGGGCGCGAGGUCGUCGAAGCCACCUCGGCCUACUCUCCAAUCUUCGAUGCCGUCGACCUCACGCCGGUGCCCCUGACCGUUGACGGACGUCUGCACGCGCCCGCCAACGCCUCCGUCUUCCGUGGCGAGCCAUCCAACGUGACCGAUGCCGCGUGGGACGACGUGUCGGCCGAGGCCUACGAGGUCAUCCUCGUCAAUGCCACCGUCCUCGAGCGCGCCGGCUACAACCCGACGCACUACUUCAAGGCGCCCUCGUCAUGGGGCCACGGCGAGGGCCAGUAUCCCGUCCAGAUCGACGUCUUCCACCAGAUCCACUGCCUCAACGCCGUCAGGAAGCAAAUGUAUUACCAGCAUUACUAUGCCGAUGAGUUCCCCAACGGCCCCGACGAAAUGCACUGGAUGCACCAGCGCCACUGCCUGCACAUGGUGCUGCAGAGCCUCAUGUGUAACGCCAAUGUGGACAUUGUGCCGCAUCGGUGGGUUGAGAAGGACAACAAGCCCUUUGCGCAGUUCAGCAUCCAGAGGCAGUGCAGGAACUUUGACAGCCUGCGCAGUUGGAACAAGAAAAACGCCGUCAAGAACGUACGCGACUUGUGGCCGCACGACAAGAAGGCGAUGCCGCAGGAUGCCUUUGUCUGGUCAGGAUUUGGCGAGUCGUUUUCCUGA